Molecule: messenger RNA, 2048 nt
Organism: Dioscorea cayenensis subsp. rotundata (Guinea yam)
Lineage: Eukaryota; Viridiplantae; Streptophyta; Magnoliopsida; Dioscoreales; Dioscoreaceae
Product: beta-glucosidase 22-like
Exons: 21
Coding region: 44-1987 (647 amino acids)
Biological process (GO): carbohydrate metabolic process
Molecular function (GO): beta-glucosidase activity
Source: RefSeq, a predicted model, not a curated record
CGUUGGAGAAAGAGAAUCAGAGAGGCAAGGAAAGGGACCAUUAAUGGCUUCAGUACUACUUUCACUUUUUCUCAUAUCCUUGCAUUUGUGGCUGUGCUCUGCCCAAUGCUCACCUCCCAACUACACCAGGAAUGACUUCCCUUCAGACUUUGCCUUUGGAGCAGGAACAUCAGCUUAUCAGGUUGAAGGAGCAGCAGCUGAAGAUGGAAGGAGCCCAAGCAUUUGGGACACUCAUACUCAUGCAGGGAAGAUGGCAGACAAGAGUACUGGAGAUAUUGCUUCAGAUCAAUACCAUAAAUAUAAGGAAGAUGUGAAGCUUAUGAGUGAUCUUGGAUUGGAAGUGUAUAAGUUCUCCAUCUCCUGGUCAAGACUUAUCCCAAAUGGUAGAGGUGAAAUUAAUCCGAAAGGACUGGAAUACUAUAACAAUCUUAUCAAUGAACUUCUUGGAAAAGGAAUUCAGCCACACGUUACUCUAUAUCAUCUGGAUCUUCCUCAAGCGCUGGAAGAUGAAUACAAUGGCUGGUUGAGCCCCAGAAUAAUGGAUGAUUUCACAGCAUAUGCGGAUGUGUGCUUCAGAGAAUUUGGAGAUAGAGUGACUCAUUGGACAACCAUGGCUGAAGUAAACAUCAUGUCAUUAGGAUCAUAUGAUAAUGGAGAUUUUCCACCUUCGAGAUGUUCAUAUCCAUUUGGAGUCACCAACUGCACUGCAGGAAAUUCCAGCACUGAGCCAUACAUUGCCACUCACAAUGCAUUGCUUACUCAUGCUUCAAUUUUUCAUUUAUACAAAACAAAAUACCAGGCUUUUCAACGUGGUUGGAUAGGCAUGAAUGUCUACACAUUGUGGUAUACUCCAUACUCCGAUUCCAAAGCUGAUAUUCAAGCAACAAAAAGAGUAAGAGAUUUCAUGCUAGGAUGGAUUGUGGAUCCAUUGGUGUUUGGGGACUAUCCAAAGACAAUGAAGAAAAUAGUGGGAUCAAGGCUACCAGUUUUCACCAAAUCUCAAUCAGAGUAUUUGAAAGGAUCAUUUGAUUUCAUUGGUUUGAAUCAUUAUACUUCACUCUUUGUUGUUGAUAAUUCUGCUGAGGCCCUCGCAAUGCCCAUUAGAGACUACAAUGCUGACAUGCUUGCUACACUCAUAGUGUGGAAGAAUGAAACACCAAGCGACAAGUACAUUCCAUCAUCAACUCCAUAUCGUCCAUAUGGGCUGAGAAAACUGCUGGAAUAUUUCAAGCAAAAAUACAAAAACCCUCCCAUUUAUAUUCAAGAAAAUGGUUGUGGACUUGGCAUGGAAGACACAAUGAAUGACACUUACAGGAUUGAUUAUUUGAAUGGUUACAUUGGAAUGAAGGUAGAGCAUGAUGCAGUCUUCCUGAGCUUAGCAGAGUCUUGGCUUGCAAAAUGUAGUAUCUUGAAAGAUGCUGGUGGAGCUUAUGUAGAGGCGGAAGCGGUAAAAAUAAAGGUAGCAGUACGACGCGGCUCUGGGAAACGUCUGAAACAGGUUUGGCCGCGUAGGAAGCCAUGGACUCACCGGGCGGAGAUUCUACCGAUCUUUAGUAGUGUCUCUUUCUUGAUUGGUUUGAUAGUGAUUGUUCCAUUGAGUGUUUUGGUUGAAGGAGCAGCAGCUGAAGAUGGAAGGAGUCCAAGCAUUUGGGACACUCACACUCAUUCAGGGAAGAUGGCAGACAAGAGCACUGGAGAUAUUGCUUCAGAUCAAUACCAUAAAUAUAAGGAAGAUGUGAAGCUCAUGAGUGAUACUGGAUUGGAAGCAUAUAGGUUCUCCAUCUCUUGGUCAAGACUUAUCCCAAAUGGAAGGGGUGAGGCUAAUCCUAAAGGAUUGAAUUACAAUAACAAUCUCAUCAAUGAAUUGAUUGAAAAAGGAAUUCAGCCGCAUGUUACACUUUAUCAUCUGGAUCUUCCUCAAGUACUUGAAGAUGAAUACAAGGGCUGGAUGAGCCCAAAAAUAGUGCUUUUCAACAUGGUUGGAUAGGCUUGAAUGUCUACACAUUCUGGUGUAUUCUCCAUUCUCCAACUCCAAAGCUGAUGUUCAA